Molecule: messenger RNA, 685 nt
Organism: Lathyrus oleraceus (garden pea)
Lineage: Eukaryota; Viridiplantae; Streptophyta; Magnoliopsida; Fabales; Fabaceae
Product: calmodulin
Exons: 5
Coding region: 50-496 (148 amino acids)
Cellular component (GO): myosin II complex
Molecular function (GO): calcium ion binding
Source: RefSeq, a predicted model, not a curated record
UCCAUUCUCUAUAAAUAAGUCAAAUGAAGCAAAGACAAAGAAAUAGGUAAUGACAGAUUCUUUGAGGGGUGAUCAAAUUGCUGAAAUCCAUGAAGCAUUUUUUCUCAUUGACAAAAAUUCUGAUGGGUUCGUUACAGAGGAUGAAUUAACAACCACAAUCAAAUCAUUAGGUGUAAAUCCAACAAAAGAAGAAAUUCAAAAUAUGAUUAGUGAAUUGGAUAGUAAUGGAAGAGGAAGUAUUGAUUUUGAAGAGUUCUUGAAUAUUAUGAGUACAAAAAUGAAGGAAAAUAUAUCUAAGGAGUUGAAAGAAGCGUUCAGAGUAUUUGAUAGAGAUCAAGAUGAAUAUAUUUCAGCCACUGAGUUGAAAGAUGUAAUGAUGAGAUUGGGAGAGAGACUAACAGAUGAAGAGGUUGAACAAAUGAUUAGAGAGGCAGAUUUGGAUGGUGAUGGUAAAGUUAGCUAUGAAGAAUUUGCAAAGAUAAUGGUGUUAAAGUGAUGCUAUUUUUAGAGAGGAAAAUUUAAAAUAUUUUUGUUUUAUUAUGCAAUGACAUUACAUUAGUGUCAUGUGUUUGUGGAAUAUUUUAUUUUAUUUUCCAACAUAAUGGUUGUUCGUUGGAAUUUCUAAAAAAUAUAGUUACAUUUAUAAUAGUAAAUUUGUCAUCAUAUAUUUGUUUAUUAAAAUAUA